Molecule: messenger RNA, 8923 nt
Organism: Apus apus (common swift)
Lineage: Eukaryota; Metazoa; Chordata; Aves; Apodiformes; Apodidae
Product: KIAA1671 ortholog
Exons: 13
Coding region: 335-6274 (1979 amino acids)
Source: RefSeq, a predicted model, not a curated record
UCGUGCCCGGUCGCUGAUCACCUCCACCGGGCAGGCCGCUGGGCUCCGCCGUCCUCAAACUUAAGUUACUAACUUCCCCGUUGGCGGCGGAGCCAGCGCCGUCCCGCUCCCGUUCCUGGCAGGGACGAGCCGGUGCCCCGGCAGGGAGAGGUCUGGUCAGUGCUGCUGAAGUGAUCCUGUCACCCUCUUCUUAAUGUGAUCUUGGCAACCAAGAGCUUGUUUUCACUAUGGGAAGAGAACCAGGUGGUAUGCAUUGGUUGCAGCAGAAAAUGCAGAUGAUGGUUCUUCUUCCUGGUUGGAUUUUUUCAGUUCAGCUGAAUGUGUAAUUACAGCUAUGGCAACAAGAGUAGAAAUAAAUUCUACUUUGGCAUCUUUGAAGACAGUACCUGACUUAAAUGAACUCAGAAGUGGGGAGAAAUCCCAGCGUGUGUAUGUCAGUGUGCUCUCGGAUGCGGGUGCCAAGGCAAAGGAGGCUUCAGCAUCACUAACUCUUGAAGAGAAGAACAAGUUUGGGGGUGCCCUGAGAUCUGCAACGAUGCCGUCGCUGGGGCCAAGGCCAAGACUUUUCCCGAAGCCUUUUUCUAAGGAGAAGUCUUCAGAUACUUUUGCAAAUGUAAAGCCUGCUAUUCCAGCUUUCAGGUCAAGUAGCCUUAUCAGAAGGACCGCUGAAGAAACGUCACCAGUUAAGGUGUUCGGUGGAAAUGUUCCUCCCUUGGUGGAUCAGAAGGUAAUAGAACAUGAAAACAAGGCUGGCAGUGAAGUGGUCACAAACAUGACUUUCUACACGGGUCCCAGUGCAAACACAGUCAUUCUGUUUGAGGCAGCAGGCACGGAGCAAGCCAAGGUGAGCCUGGCCCAGGAGAAACGGGCUGCUGAGGACUGCAGGGUGGUCAGUACACUGCCAACAAAAGAGCUGCAGUGCAAUGCCAAGGGGGAGAAACCAUCCCAGCCAUCUGAAACAUCCAGGAACCCUGAGGGAUCCCUGCACAGGCAGGUAUCACUUUCCUCCAGUCUGAGACCAGUCUCUUGGAACUCCCUUAAAAGUGGUGAAAAAAAAGAUGCUUAUGAAGGUCAUCUGGGGGAGAAAAGCAAUGAUGAUGCAAAUAACGUCAGCAGUAAAGUUGAUUUCUCUAGUGAUGUGCAGCAGAGGCCAAAACACAGACCCGUGUCUGCUAUUUUUCUGGAAUCAUUACGAGAUCAAAAGCGUUGCCCUGUGGAAGCUUCUGAGGAAACGUCUCCUACAGAGAAAUCCUGGGUUAGAAAACCAAGGCCUUUGUCCAUGGACCUGACAGCUAAGUUUGAAAAUAAAGAUCUUUCUGCUUGCAAGAAGAGCGGUUCAUCUUACGAAAGCGAAGAGAAUGUGUUGAUGAUUCCUGUUCCUGAUGUGGGCUGCCAUGAUCAGCCUGGAGUGGGGCCCAAAACUGAAGAAACUGAAUUUAAUAAAGGCAGUUCUUCUAAACCAAGUCUGCAGUGCAGCACCCAGGACAUUGGCAUCCUCAGCAACGGCAAAUACGUGUGGGAACCAAAGCUUAAAUCUAAAAGUGAACAGACUGAGACACAACCAGAACUAAUGGCCAACUUGCAGAGGCCUGAAAGGAGCCAUGAAGGCACCAGUGGAAGCAGAGCCGAUAAGGGGGGGAAGAGAGCGGCUCCGAAGGAAACGGGUCCGUUCCUGGGCUGUGCCAGCCCCGCAGCUUCCUCAGGAAAGGAGAGCAGUAUUGCCAGGGGCAGUGUGAGAAAACACAUCAGUCUGUUUACCUCAGAAAAUCCCAGCACCUCGGUGGACACUGAGCUCGGGCAGUCGGCUGCCGAGAGGGAAAGCAGGUGUGUGAGCAUCCAGCAGAGAAUCAAGGAGCUGACAGCAGAAGCCACGGAUGUGAAGCCAGGAAAUCUACGCAGGUCACUCCAGUCACGACCACGUUCUGCAGACUUCACAAAGAUGUUUGCAAGCCUGACAUCAGCCAGUGAAGCAAAGCCUGAGCAACCUGCUGGAGCUGGGAACGACUCUAGCAAUGAAGUGCAAGAAAACCAAAAAAGCAAGGAGGUGAAGCCUGCACAAGGCACGGAUCCCUCUGAAGCCCAAGCUCUUGGCAGCUCUUGGAAACCCCGGCAGGUCUUAAAAAUAACACAUAAACCUGAUCAGGUGGAGGGAAAGGGAAGCUUCCUGGGAGAUGGGCAGCACUUUUCCCAGCCAACUGAAAAUUCCGUCUCGUUCACAAGUAGCUUGGAAAAAAAAUUAAAACCAAUCACACCUGUGGAAAAAACCUGCAUUAAAACUGUCCGAGCCACCAUGUUUGAGCACAAUGUCCAGAGGCACAACAUUGCUGCUGAUCAUCCUGGGGCUGAUUCUGCACUGAAGAUGAGUAACGAGCUGGAGGCAAAGGCUGAGGUGGGGACCCUGGGGCUCAACAGGAGAUCGUGGAUGGGAGAAGUGGCAGAAACCCCUGGUGUAAAGAAGGAGUACCAGAAGCAGCCUGAUGCAUCAAAACAUGCAGCAGAUGUGGAAAAAAGUGGAAAACCAGCUUGUUCAAGUGAAGAUAAGAAAAUGACUCCGGGAAUUCUCUGUGAAAAGCCUGUGGUUGAGAAGAGUGAAACCCCCACUCCUCACAGUGCAGAGGACUCUGUGACUUACCAGAGAAUAGAGCCGAGAUACGAAAUCUUCCAGACAUGUGGUGAAAGAGCUCUGAGUGAGGCCAUUACCAUGGCUCCUGAAAAGAAGGCCAUGACACUCAGAACCAGAAAAUCCUCUGUGAAAGAGGGUAAAAACAAGGAGGGUGUCUCAGAGGCUGGUCAGUUGGCUUGGACAGACAGUAAAACUCUCUACUUGAAAGAUGAUAACAUUAUUUCAGAAGCUAGAGACACAAAAGGUUUUACCAGCAAGUCUGUGUUGAAAGAACCUGCUGAUACUUUCUCCAGUGAAUGCACUUCACCUGAACAGAAAAAGCACUCUGAUAAAACUGAAACCGAUCCGAUAGUCAUAGCUGAGAAAAUAGCUUAUUCUGCAAACAGAAGUAAAUAUUUGGGAAUGAACGAAAAAGUGAACAAGCUACAUUCUGAAAUUAAAAAUGAUAAGAGUGAAAGCUCUUCCACGGAUAAAACAGAGAGGUCUAGUGUGACAAAAAGCUCUCCUGAGAAAAGGAGUUUUAGAUCAGGUGGGACAGAAAGCUAUGAAUUCAGAGCCAACUUUGAUCGUGAAGUUAUUUCAACAAGUGUAAAUAAACAUGGGGUCCAGUCAUCUUCAGGGUUUUCAAGUGAGCAAUUUUGCAGAUCUUCCAGUAGCCACCACCCUGAUACAAAAGUCCUAACCAUUAAUAAAGAGGAGUCAAGGGCCUUUAGCUUAAGAAAAAGUCUAGACUUAAAUUGCAAAGGGCAGGACUUCAGCUUAGAUGGCACAGCUCUUGAAAACAGGGAAAAAAUCAGAGUAACAGAUCUGGAAGAAAAAAUCAGGAGAAGCAAAAGUAACGUUUCUGACUUGAAGAUUUCUGAGAGGUGGAGGAGGAGAACCUUGCCUCAGGAUUCUGUCAAGACAGAAGAAGUCGUCUGGCUGACUCCUGAUAAUAUCAAAAGGCUGAGUCGGAUGGAUUCAUUGCAGUUGGAUGAAGGUUCAGUUAAAAAGAGAAGCAAAAACAAAGAAGGGCUGGAAGGGAGUGAGGGAAACCAAACUGUUCUUGGCAGUCCUGAUGGUUACUUGAAAAAUCAGAGCUCUGCCUUUGAGCCAAAGGCAACUUAUUUUGCAGUGACUUAUCAGAUUCCUGGUAACAAGAAAGAGAAAAGCUUUGUUGGUUCUCCUAGUGCAAGUGAAACUAACACCAUUUCUAGCUCAAGUGAGGCAGCAACAAAUCAUCUGGACCCUGAUUUUCCUGAAAGUUCCAAACCUUUCUUGCAGCAGCCAAAUAAAAGUGUGACGAGUACAAAUUGUAGAGAGGACUCACGAGAAGUGCAUAUUAGCAAGGAUUGGAUCAAAGAAGAAAACAAAGAGGAUGUUUUUUCCAAAACCAUGGGAUUUAGUAAUUUUCAUGUAUCUAGGAAAGGGAAAGAUAACCAACAGUAUCAUGAAAGAGGUCUGGAUCAUUCUAAAGAGAAAAUUAUAGAUGUUGAUGCUCUCCUGUUAAAACAGGAUCUGGACAAUGCAGCUCAAAGUGAUCUCAGAAGUAGCAGAAGAAAAGCCUCCUUUUACCAUGAACCCAGAUCCCCCCUGUGUUCUGCCCACCUGCGUGGAGACAGUGAGCUGAUCCCCCAGAAAAGGAGUGAAAAAAAAUCUGAUUUCACUUCUGGAAAGAAGGCUGAGGAUGGUUACAGAUCCCAAAUUCUAGAUAUCGAUGCCCUUAUGGCAGAGUACAAAGAAGAAUCAGUGAAGGCCAGUAGCAUUCAGGACAAGCUGUCUGAAGAUCACAGCUUAUUUAGUAGGGAGAAAUCAAAGAACAAAAGAAAUGUGUCAGAUAUGACAACUUCUUCCUUUAGCUGGAAAGAGUGGAAGGGAUCAGAUCCCUGCUCUGUUAAAAACAAACAAGGUGACCAUGCAGAAGAGUAUCACAGAGCAGAGAAAUCAGUUCUAGCUGAAAAGAGCAAAGAGAAAGUGGAAUCCUGUGGUGCUGAGUUUGAUAAACAAAAGUCCAAAGGCAGAAAGUUCAGCCCUCCAUCCUGGGGAAAUCCUAGCAGCUUUUUUCUGGAGAAGUCUGUAAAUUCACCCAUGGAUUCCUCUAGAAAGAAAACUUUCAUCGUUGAUGAGGAUGAAGAAGUGAACUUCACUUCCAAGAACCAAAGUUCAAAAAUUGUAAUUGAGAAGGUGCAGCCUAUAACUGCAGUUGGUGUAGACCAAAAGUUGGAAAUCAACUUUGCUUCCAAGUUGUCCAAGGUGGAUGAUAGCCUGUUACAGAAGAAGUUGGUCACAAAAGAACAGUUCUUGGAGGUGUCUCCAGAGAGUGAUUGGAGCAGAAAUGUGGCAAGGAGCUCUAUAACAGGGAACAAAGAUACUGUGAACAAGGUGACCUGUGUGACUGACUCCUCUAGUGUGAAGAGUAGAACUGAUUGGAAGACCUACACAUCAGGCUUAGGAAGUGCUGCCCCGGAUUUGAGACGAUGCUACUCAGAAAAGAGCCGCCCAGGGAAGGACAAUUUCCCCCUUGCACAAGAAGCCUGGGGCAAGAAGGAGCCAUGCAGAUCCAGGCAGAGCUUCCCCUUGGAAACUGCUGAUAACGGCUGGAAACACAAGGUGGCAUCUCGGUCAGAAUCUUUCUUCCACGAGGAUAAAAAGGCUUUUAGGAAAGAGUGGCCCAGGCCAAGUUCAGACAGAGCAGAGGGAGCAGAGCUGCCCCGGGUCUCUGCCCAGAGGAGCUGGCACAGUUUCCAUAAGGACCAAAGGACAGAACACGGGCUGGACCAGCUGAAGCAGUGCUUCUCCAGGCAGCCCCCGGACGCCAAGGACACCGACACGCUGGUGCGGGAGCCCGACAACCAGUACGGCACCUGGAGCCAGCAGCGGCACAGCGGGGACAGCUUUGUGCCCGAAUCCCCUUCCUCGGAGAACGAUGCCAUUUCAACAAGAAAGCAGCCCCCAAACAGCCACCCGUCCUCCCUGUCCUCUCAAACCGAACCUGCCUCCCUGGCUGAUCACCAUGACUUCUCCAAAGACCAAAGGAGCACAAGUUUGGACCGUUCCAGCACUGACAUGGACUCUACUGAUGGGACUGAUUUACCUCCCCCAGGAGACUCAUACCCUGACAAAAAGGCCACUGAUUUCUCCUUCAUUGAUCACACGGCUGUUCUGGACUCCAGCGCGCUGAAGACUCGAGUGCAGCUCAGCAAGAAGAGGCGCCGUCGGGCCCCGGUUUCCCACUCGCUCCGGAGAAGCAGAGGGCUGGAGUUUGAAAACAGGUUUUCUUUGACUGAAGAGCCAGAUAAUACCUGGAUGUUUAAAGAUUCCACAGAGGAGAAGAAAACUAUGCAACAGGAAGAUUCUGAUGAGGAAGGAAAGACACAGCAUACUGUGAGGUCACCUGCUGCCCAAGCUCAGAGGCUGCCUGUGUUCCCAGGAAUGGACCACUCUGUUCUCAAGGCCCAACUGCGGAAAAGACAGGAGUCUGAGAGUGCUGGUGAUGCAGGUUCUGCUCAGCUGUUCAAAUCCCCAAAACCUCAACUGCAGCUCGGAACUGCUGGCAGCAGAGUGCUGCCCUCCAGCGUGGAGAAGGAGGAAAGGUCAGAAGAAAAGUCUCCUCAGUGGCUGAAGGAGCUGAAGUCAAAGAAGAGACAGAGCCAUUACGAGAAUCAGCUUUGAAAAGAUAGUGAUUCUAACUAGAAGAAGAGAGAGAAGUUUAACAGAAGCCUUAACUCAUCUGAACCUACAAUUUACAUGUCAUGUUGCUGCUGUUCGCUUCCUGCCUCAACUGCUCUGUGCAUGGUGCCUUCCUGUUGUGUGGAGAAAGCUGCUUAACAUUCAUAGUCAAAUACAAAGCUGGAUCUUCUCAGCUGUGGGAGGACAGUCACUUUAGACCUACCCUGAAGAGGAACCACUGGUUUGUAGUGAGCACUUCAGAAAGCCUGGGAAGUUUGUGAGGUCUGACCUAGUGCUGAGCACCAGGGAUGUCCCCUCGAGCUGAGCAGAGACUGCAUUUCUGCAGGGGUGUUCAGCAGCUCCCCAGCAGGACUUGUGGUAGACAGGCCAGGUGUAGGGCUGGGCUUUGUGUUUGGUUAUGAAAAUAACAAUUUUAAUCAAAGUUAUCUUUUUUUUUUUUUCUUUCUUUUUGGUGAAAAAAUAGUGAGCUCCUUAUUUAGAAUGAAGUUUGUGGAAGGUGAGAGUGGAAGAACAAAUGAUGUUUACUGCCAUACUGAAAAGGAAACUUGAUUAUUUUUUGUAAAAUGUAUUUUUGAUUGGCUUAUAUUUACAUGUGAUCUGCUGUGACCUAGCAGAUGAGUAUAAUUUUUAGAUGAACAAAAUGUUAACUUUUGUCACUCUUGAAAUGGUAUAUUCUGUGUUUUGUCAGCAUGUGGAAUAAUUGCUUCAUUGGAAUGUCUUUCCUAAAAAGGAUCAAGCAAUAAUGUCAACCAGUUCUCUUUAAAAAAAAAAUAAAUUAAUUGUAAAUACUGUUUUUAUAACAAAAAAGGAAGGGAAGAGGGAGGAUGUUACACUCAUAUCAGGGUUCCAGUUAAUUGUUGAAUGUCACUUUAAUAGCAGUUUGGAUAGUCCCACUUCAUAUUUUUAUUCAUUAAUCUGUAAAUACCAGGUUUAAGUUUUUAUUUUUAUGCUGAUUUUGUGGUAUAACCUAAAUGUGAUCUUCAGUUCCUCAGAUGAUUUUACUUUUCUUCCUUUGGUAAGAUGGCUGUUCCAGCAGGGGGGUAGUUCUCUCAUGCAUAACAUGGGUGUUAUGAACAUCACUGAUAUCUCUCUUACCUUUAUAUCUUUGAAUACAGAUUCUGAAAUCAACCGAGAUGCCCAUCUGAGACAGACUUUUUUCUUUCCCAAAUAAGUGCUCUUUUCAGGAAACCUUUAAAUAUGUAGCCCAACAAGGGGGGUUAUUGUCACCUCAGCAUUCCUCUUGACGCAGAAAGCAGCACCCUGGGAGUCUGAAGUUGCCCUCCUCCUGGUGUGGGACAGUGCUGAUGGCACAGUGUGCCAGGGCUGGGGCUGCUCCUCACGUCCAGCUUACGUGCUUCUCUAGAUACUGAAGCACCAGCACUUGAACUCAUUUUCCUCUUCUUUUCACGAUCAGUGUUUCGGAAGGCUUGAUUUCCGUGGGGGUACUGCACUGGUGCAUCUGCUCGCAGCAGUGGCAUGCCUGGUCUGCUGUCUAUCAAGCUCAUAGCUGCCAAAACCAUGUGCCAAUUCUUCUCCUGGAGGAGUCACAGAUGAGGUGAUUUUUAGUCCCAGUCUGCUCGCAGGAAGUCACAGCAGGGUGUCAGGAGACAGGUCCCAUAUGCGCAUCUCUCUCUCCCAGAUUUAGUUCUGACAGCAGCUCCUGUACUCAGUGGAGAUGAAUUGAGUAACUUUCUCUUCUGUAAAAAACCUUCACUUGGUGCUUGGCCCCAUUUCACAUCAGAGCUGUUGCUGCCAUUAGUUUUGCAGCCCCUUCUGCUACCACUGAAGUCAUGAUCACCCAAGGUUUCUCCCAAGCCUUUCCUUCUCUGCAGCUUUUCCGCCCAGGCGCUGGGAGAUGUGCUGGUGCUGGGGGCUCAGCACCUCCUCGGAGCUCACUGAAAAACACUGCACACGUUUUCUUCUUCCCUUUUCGUUCAAUGAUGGUGGAAAAGGCAGUUCUUUAAGAUAAGCUUCGUAGAUGUGUCUUCUGGGCUGGGUUUUUGUGGCAGGUGUACCGGAUGCUGUAGGUCCUGGCCAGCCCUGAGCAGCAUCGGGGCUGCCAGAGGGGAAGGAGGAUCCUUUCCAGGACCCAGAUGGAGUAGGGCUUUAAACAGUCUCUAGAAAUCAGGUAAAUUCCCCCUUCUUAGGAGGAUACUUACCCAAGCUUGAUUUCUGAAUUCAGCAGGUGGACAGUGUUGUGUUACCAACAGCUGGAGGAUGUUCUGGUUCUUGGUCUAAUAAGCAGAGGCCAGAAAUGCUGUAGCUGCAGUGUUUGCUGUCUGAGGAAACUGAGGGGAUUAAUACUGGGUUUCCACAAAGCCCAUUGAAUGUGUAUGCAUUUCCACAUCUGCUUGGACAAUGCACUGAGACUUACUGUAUUUAGUAGUUUAACCUACUACUGAGAAAUGUUUAAUGCUUAAAUAUCUAAUUAAAAAGCAUCUUUAGAAUGUUUUUGAAUGGGAAAGUGUUUUUUCUGCUCUAUCAUUUCUUUAAUACUGUACAUGGAUGAAAUACCUAUUUCCCUCUCUUCAGGUUAUCACCAUGUAAUAAAAGAUCUAUAAAUAUGUUAUCACUUCUUAAAUGACAGACCACACUGUAAUACACUUUAUACAAUUCUAUUUUAAUUUCAAA